Molecule: messenger RNA, 813 nt
Organism: Aspergillus terreus NIH2624
Lineage: Eukaryota; Fungi; Ascomycota; Eurotiomycetes; Eurotiales; Aspergillaceae
Product: alpha/beta hydrolase family esterase
Exons: 1
Coding region: 1-813 (270 amino acids)
Molecular function (GO): feruloyl esterase activity
Source: RefSeq, a predicted model, not a curated record
AUGGCUAUCCUCUCUCGUCUGCUCACCACCGUCACGCUGGGCUCUCUGCUCACCUCAGCGGUGGCCCAAUCGUCCGGCUGCGGCAAGCAGCCUACUCUCACCAACGGCGUGCAGAACAUCAACGGCCGCGAGUACAUCCUGAACAUCCCCGAGGGCUAUGACAGCAGCAAGCAAUACAAGCUUAUCUUCGGCCUGCACUGGCUGGGCGGGAGUAUGAACGAUGUUGUCUCCGGCAAUAGCAUCGAGCCGUGGUACGGUCUCGAGUCGCGCGCCGAGGGCAGCGCCAUCUUCGUGGCCCCCAACGGCCUCAACGCCGGCUGGGCCAACAAUGGCGGCGAGGACACCGCUCUCAUGGACGCCAUCAUUGAGGCCGUCGAAGCCGACCUCUGCAUCGACCAGAGCUCCCGCUUCGCCACGGGCUUUAGCUUCGGCGGUGGCAUGUCGUAUGCUCUUGCCUGCGCUCGUGCCAGCAAGUUCCGCGCCGUGUCUGUCCUGUCUGGUGGCGUGAUCAGCGGGUGUGACGGCGGCAACGACCCCAUUGCUUACCUUGGCAUUCACGGUAUCAAUGAUCCCGUCCUGCCUAUCGACGGUGGCAUCGAGAUGGCCAACAAGUUUGUUCAGAACAACGGGUGCCAGUCGGCCGACGUUGGACGCCCGAACUCCGGCAGCGGCCAGUCAGUCCGCACGGACUUCCAGGGCUGCUCGCGCCCGGUCUCUUUCAUUGCCUAUGACGGCGGUCACGAGGGUGCGCCUCUUGGGGUCGGAAACCCGCUCGCCCCUGAUGCGACCUGGGAGUUUUUCACCGGGGCCUAG